This is a messenger RNA of Setaria italica (foxtail millet), 2084 nucleotides long. RefSeq names its product diacylglycerol O-acyltransferase 1-1. The record is from RefSeq and is a predicted model, not a curated record. The transcript has 16 exons. Gene Ontology annotation, biological process: triglyceride biosynthetic process. NCBI's taxonomy places the organism in Eukaryota, Viridiplantae, Streptophyta, Magnoliopsida, Poales, Poaceae. Gene Ontology annotation, molecular function: diacylglycerol O-acyltransferase activity. The coding region runs from base 134 to 1699 and encodes 521 amino acids. Gene Ontology annotation, cellular component: endoplasmic reticulum membrane; chloroplast envelope.
CGCCACCACCGCUUCGCCUCCUCGUCUAGUCGUCUCCACCGAAUCGAGAGCCCAAUCGUCUCCACCGAAUCGAGAGCCCAACACGCGCACGGAGAAGAAGCGGGCAGAGAGCAGCCAAGCCCUGCCGCCUCCAAUGGCAGACUCCGACGAUGCGGCGCCGGUCGUCCACCGCCGCCCACCGCGCCCGGCCCGCGGGAGCGGGGGCGCCGUCGAGGGCUUCGCGGCCGCGCUGCGCCGCCGGCUGAAGUCCGGCGCCUCGGCGGUCGCGCGCGCCAGCUUCGCGGCCGACUCCGGGGACGAGUCGGGCGCCGGCGAACCCUCCUCCUCGUCGCGCCGCCGCGACAGCAGCGAGGACGCCUCGUCCGCCGGCGGCGAGCGGGGCGGUAGCGGCGGCGCCGGGGGAGGGGCCCUGGACUUCUCAGCUUUCACCUUCCGCGCUGCCGCGCCGGUCCACCGGAAGGUCAAGGAGAGCCCCCUCAGCUCCGACGCCAUCUUCAAGCAGAGUCAUGCAGGCCUUUUCAACCUGUGUAUCGUUGUUUUGGUUGCUGUGAACAGCAGGCUCAUUAUCGAGAACUUAAUGAAGUAUGGCUUAUUGAUAAGAUCUGGAUUUUGGUUUAAUACUACAUCAUUGCGAGACUGGCCGCUGCUAAUGUGUUGCCUUAGUCUACCUGCUUUCCCCCUUGGUGCAUUUGCAGUUGAAACGCUGGCAUUCCGCAAUCUUAUUACUGAUGCUGUUGCUACCAGUCUUCACAUCUUUCUUACAACAUCUGAAAUUGUAUAUCCAGUGCUAGUAAUUCUUAUGUGUGAUUCUGCAGUUUUGUCAGGCUUUGUGUUGAUGUUUAUUGCCUGCAUUGUUUGGCUGAAGCUUGUAUCUUUUGCACAUACAAACCAUGACAUAAGGAAAUUGAUCACAAGUGGCAAGAAGGUUGAUAAUGAACUCAGCGCAGCUGACAUAGAUAAUUUACAACCUCCAACUCUUGGGAGUCUAAUAUACUUCAUGAUGGCUCCAACACUCUGUUAUCAGCCAAGCUAUCCUCGAACUACUCAUAUUAGAAAAGGUUGGCUGAUUCGUCAAAUUAUUCUGUACUUGAUAUUUACUGGUCUUCAAGGAUUCAUUAUUGAGCAAUACAUAAAUCCUAUUGUAGUGAACUCUCAACAUCCACUGAAGGGAGGACUAUUGAAUGCUGUGGAGACUGUUUUGAAGCUAUCAUUACCAAACGUUUAUCUGUGGCUUUGCAUGUUCUAUUGCCUUUUCCAUCUAUGGUUAAAUAUACUUGCUGAGAUUCUUCGAUUUGGUGACCGUGAAUUCUACAAAGAUUGGUGGAAUGCAAAAACAAUUGAUGAGUAUUGGAGAAAAUGGAACAUGCCUGUGCAUAAAUGGAUUGUUCGUCAUAUAUACUUUCCUUGCAUGCGGAAUGGUAUAUCAAAGGAAGUUGCUGUUUUUAUAUCGUUCUUUGUUUCUGCUGUACUCCAUGAGCUAUGUGUUGCUGCUCCAUGUCGCAUACUGAAGUUCUGGGCUUUCCUAGGAAUCAUGUUGCAGAUUCCCCUUAUCAUAUUGACAUCAUACCUCAAAAAUAAAUUCAGAGACACAAUGGUUGGCAACAUGAUCUUCUGGUUCUUUUUCUGCAUAUAUGGGCAGCCUAUGUGUGUUCUAUUGUAUUACCAUGACGUGAUGAACAGGAUCGAGAAGACAAAAUAAACUUUCUGCAGCUCCGUUUUUGUGUUCCAUUCUUCCAUCAAAUAUGGAAUCUGAAAAAGCAAUAAUUUGUGUGCACUCCACGAAACGGCAUCCAUUUUUGAUCGAUUUGCUACAGCCAGCCUUCCAGUUUUUUCGUGGGAAUCCAGUGUAGAUCUUAUUAUUAUGUGUAUGAUAGCUAGCCUCAUCUCACUCUUGUAUCUGUACAUAAUUAAGCUUCAUUCAGGUGAAUAGGUGAUGUUCUACAUGUAAUUGUAAUGGAAUAUUAUUCCCCUUUCUGCACUAGUAGUGCCACUGCCACCUGCUCAUGAUGUUACUAACAUCAUUUGGUAUCAAGCUGGAAUGAAAAUAAACAUGCAUGUAAUCUGAUACGUCGAUCUGUGAUGCC